Messenger RNA from Ahaetulla prasina, 5271 nucleotides. It is a transcript of the gene DCUN1D1, whose product is annotated as defective in cullin neddylation 1 domain containing 1. The record is from RefSeq and is a predicted model, not a curated record. Lineage: Eukaryota; Metazoa; Chordata; Lepidosauria; Squamata; Colubridae. The coding region runs from base 425 to 1159 and encodes 244 amino acids. Gene Ontology annotation, molecular function: ubiquitin conjugating enzyme binding; ubiquitin-like protein binding; cullin family protein binding. The transcript is spliced from 8 exons. Gene Ontology annotation, cellular component: ubiquitin ligase complex. Gene Ontology annotation, biological process: protein neddylation; positive regulation of ubiquitin-protein transferase activity.
CCGCUGCUGCCGCUGCCGCCGCCGCCGCCAACCUCGGUCCGCCUCCUCCUCCUCCUCCUGCUCCUCCUCAGAGUCCGCCUGAGCCGGCCCGGCGGGGAGCGAGGCCCGCGCGCAGCCCCACCAUGGAACAGUGAUCUUCAAGAAAGAAGAAACUAGACCAAAAUCUGACACCAACUUUCAGAAGAUGAUGAGGCAGUAUUUGAAUCGUUACUUUAUCUCAUCUCAAAUGCCCCUGUUCUCUUGAAGAAAUCUAUGAGAAUCUGGUUUGAAAUGGGAGAACUAGAAUUUAAUGGCAGAUUCAGUUCAGUUUGGUCUGAAUUUCAUUCAGACUGUUCAUUUGUUUUCCACUCUUGGUGUAAACUAGCAUUACACAUCUUUAAAAAACAAGUUGAAGUCAUCGCAAAAAGAUAAAGUUCGGCAGUUUAUGAUCUUCACGCAAUCUAGUGAAAAAACAGCAGUGAAUUGCCUGUCUCAGAAUGACUGGAAGCUAGAUGUUGCAACAGAUAAUUUUUUUCAAAAUCCUGAACUGUAUAUACGAGAAAACAUUAAGGGAUCACUGGACCGAAAGAAAUUAGAGCAACUAUAUAAUAGAUACAAAGAUCCUCAAGAUGAGAAUAAAAUCGGCAUAGAUGGCAUACAGCAGUUUUGCGAUGACUUGGCACUAGACCCCGCCAGCAUUAGUGUCUUGAUAAUCGCCUGGAAGUUCAGAGCUGCGACGCAGUGCGAAUUCUUAAGGAUGGAAUUCAUGGAUGGGAUGACGGAACUUGGAUGUGACAGCAUAGAAAAACUAAAGGCCCAGCUUCCUAAAAUGGAACAAGAAUUGAAAGAGCCAGGAAGAUUUAAGGACUUUUACCAGUUUACUUUCAACUUUGCAAAGAAUCCAGGACAGAAAGGUUUAGAUUUAGAAAUGGCCAUUGCCUAUUGGAACUUAGUACUCCACGGAAGGUUUAAAUUCCUAGACUUGUGGAACAGAUUUUUAUUGGAACAUCAUAAAAGAUCUAUACCGAAGGACACUUGGAACCUUCUUCUAGACUUCAGUGCAAUGAUAGCAGACGAUAUGUCAAAUUAUGACGAGGAAGGCGCCUGGCCGGUUCUUAUCGACGACUUUGUGGAAUUUGCACGACCUCAGAUUGCUGGAAUCAAAAGUACGACAGUGUAGUGCUAUCGGAACCUUCUAACAUGUACCUAGUCUGUACAAAUAAACAUAAUGGGGAAAAAAAUUGCAGUCCCUUUCUGCCAAUGACUGAACUGGACCGAAGACCAAUCCUCAAGAGAUAAGAGCUGAGGGUGGCUGCAAACUUGUAAGGAUUAUACCUUGGACCAUAUCAGACUACAGGUGGCUUGGCCUUCUCUCCCAGCCUGGGCUGCCCUAACCCCUCGGAAACUCCAGCAUUGUGGAUAUAUCAUCUUGUCCCUCCCCUCCUUUUUUUAACGGAACCUCUUAAUGCUUUCCAUAGAUCUUUCGUGUUUUUGGAUGACUCUUUUUGACAUUUCCGAUUUCCACACCUAAAGUACAUUCUGUUUUUUUUUUCAUCAAGCAAACUCUUUGGUAUUCCCGUUGCACAGUUCGAUCUCACAAUCCACGUGUCCUAAUUUUAAAAAAAGCCAAGAGGAAAAACAAAAUUAUCUUCAGCUAACAUAUUUUGGGGCUAUCUGCAACGACUGUGCUGAGACUAUCCUAAAAUAGUGUGUUUGGAUCCAUUAUUAUUAUUAUUAUUGUUAUUGUUAUUUUUUAAAAAAUGGUUGAUUUACAGCUGUUGUCAGUGUGAGUGGCAAGGGCUUACUGUUGUUGUUGUUUGCUUGUGCGGUUGAAAACAGAUGUCGAAAAGACCCAGCAAAAACCUGGAUUUUUGUCCCUCUCUGGACCAGGCUUGCCAGCCGCAUCGGUGCAUUGUCACCUCUAGGUCGGCUAAUGAUUUUGUGGUGUCCUUUGAUGUCAGCCGUAUUGGUUGCAUAGGAGGAAGCUUCCUUUAGCAUCCUGCUUUUGCUGAUGGGUGGGUUUUUGUUUUUUUGUUUUGCUGAUGAGCACAACAGUCCUUUGGCGCCUUGUUUCUGCACCAUGUGUGUGCGGCAUCAAAAGAAAGGAGGAUGAUAUUGGAGUCUGACCACCGGUAGCGUUCCUGCUGACUUAAUUGGGUCGCACUGUUUCUCAGGCAGGUGUGGGCAGCUUCUUCUGUGAAUUGGGUCAUUAUCCCAUAUUCCCAAAGGGAGAGAAACCCGUCCACAUUUGAUCACAUAACUGCUAUUUCUGUCUCUUCUAUUAUUAUUAUUUUUUUACGGAGUGGUUGAAAUUAGAGUAUUGUUGAGCCUGGCUGUUCUUAAGUUUCAAUAGGUGAGGCUUUGCCCAGUAAGGACCAGUGGGCACUCUAAUGUGGGAAUAAGAAAUUGCUCACCGUUGCUCUUAGACUUUCCCAGUCUUAUUAGUCUUGAAAUAUCAUCAGUUACCCAGUCUUAUUAGUCGUUCAUUAAUUGCUCAGUUUUAUUAGCCUUGAAAUGCUCAUUUUCUCUUCAAGGAACUCUCUCCUUCCCCACAGCCACUAAGUUCUACUGAAUUGUUAAGACUUGAAUGCAAUACUCAACUUGUAAUACUUGCUACAUUUUCUAAAACUCUUGAUUUGAGCCCAGGAAGGUUUUGCAAAAUAACCAUGAAUGUAAUGCAAAUUGAUUCGAGGCUGAGUAGCACAAGCCAAACCCAUUCGAGUGUGAGUAGGACAUACAAGGGAGCUGCCUUCGCCUGUGGUGGGUUUUUAUUUUACAACUGCAGUUCACUGUGAUCAUCAUGCAGACAUCCCAGCGCCCAGAACAAGGUUUUUCUGUGGGCCUAUGCAAACCUCACCAGCCUGAUGCCUGCGGAUAUUUAGAAUUUCAAAUUUGACACCGGGAGUAGAUAGUUUGCAAGUCUGAUAGCCUCCAAAUGAGCAAAGGGUGUUAAGAUAGCAAUUGCACGAAGAGGAAACUCCCCCCCCCCCUUUGCAUUGACCACAAUGGGGUCUGUAUGUGGAGUAAUUAUUUACUAACUGCAGUUCCCGCUUAAUCGCAGGGCCUUCUCUUUUUGGUCAUCCAUCUUUUCCAGGCCACUCCAAAUUCUAUCCGACCUAAUCCAGCCAAAUAGGUUCAGCACUUCAAUGGAAGAGAGAAUCUUUUUUAGUUGAUUCUGCCAUUGUCUGCAGCGGAGAGUAGCUAUGUAUUUUACCGUGGCUGGAUCAUAACUGAGACUAACACAGAUGUAAUGUUUUUACUGGUAAAGGGGGGGGGGAUCAAGAUUGCUCUUUUGGGUACCAGCAAAGGGGAAAGGGGCAGGUGACAUCAUGUGCGAUGCCCUUAUCAUGUCAAUGCUGCAGCUUGCAUCAGACACGCAUAUAAGUGUAGCAUUGGCAUGAAAACAUCAUGACACACAUGUCACUGAGUGGCCACUGCAACUGGCUGCAGAUUCCACCAAAUGCUCCAGAGACUUGUGUGUUCCUUUCCGAUCUACCUACCCAACGACCUAUAGUCCCUUCUUCUCUUUUUCAGCAUAAAGCAUAUUUAGCUUUGAAUUUCACUGAAGGUCGAUGCUAACACUAGUUAAUUGAAAACCAGAACAUAUACUUCAGGUCAGGAACUAGCGCGAGUCUGCAGAUUGCAAUUAUUGCAAAGUUCACCGUUUUGAAACGUGCUGAAAUGGAAAGAAUUUACCCAGGCGAGAAAGGUAGAGGGGCAUCCAGCAUUUUCAGGUUUUUCAAUCAUGAUGAAAGAUUGAAAAUGCUACACCCAUUGUGGUCCUGGUAUGUUUUGGCUUGUCACUAUUUUUUUGUCCAAUUGCAGACAUUUUUUUAAAACUUGACACUUGUGGUUUUUAAUUCUUUGUGUUUUUAUAUGAUAGCAGCACUUGAAAUACCUCCUGGCUUUUAAUCGUUUUAACACCACUUUGCCCUUUUCUUAAAAAAUAAUCGCUCAAUAGAACAAAAUUGGAAACAUGGAUUCGAGGUAUUUAAAACUCCUAUGUAAUAUUUAAGAAUGAGAAGAACAAGUUUGAUAUAGUUCAUGAUGUUUUCUUGCUAAUGUCUCUUGUAUCCAUGUCAUUAAAACGCACUUUUACGCAGAUGCUAAAAUAAUAGGAGGAAAAAUCUUAAUUGCUUGAUUUUUAUUUUUUUUUAAACAACUCUUGUCAGGAUCCUACAGCCACUCCGUCAGUAAUCUUUUGGAAAAGUUUAAGGAAACCAUUGAAUAAAAUUGGAAAUCUUUUAGCUGCUGGAAUUGGCAAAGUCAAGUAUGUUAUUUACUCUUUGUUUCUUCUCUUGUGUAAAUAUGAGCGAAGACUUGAAUUAUGAAAACUCUACAAAGCGUGUGUGUGCUGUUUUUCUGUCUUAAAAUUUGGGUACAGCUUUCUCAGAAUGAGUCAUUGAUGUAUGCUGUGUAUUUUUUGUGUUUUAGUGUGUGUGUAUAUGUUGUUUUUUUUUAAAUCUUAACGAGAUGUACUGAAUUCUAUCCCUGUGCUGAAGAUUAGGGCCUAGAUGCCAUGCUGUUCUUGUUUUUUUAAGAUGAUUCCUUUUGCAAUGUUGAGGCCUUUCCAACAAAAUGGAAUUUGCCAUCAGUUUGGUACUACACAAUUUAUAAUUACUGUGUAAUUAUAAAACUGCAUUACAUAAAAGCAUUGCUGUCUUAAGUAGCAGAAAAACUGAGGUUUGUUUGUGUGAUAAGCAUUCUUGAAUUUUAAAAAGUGAUUUUAAAUCCAGAGGCGAAAAUUGAGUCACCUGCUUUUCAGUGGGACGUGUACUGUCAAAAGUGGUGCUAGGGUUUGACUGUGUUUAGUGGCAGAAAUAUUUGGCUUAAUUAUUUGUUUCUGAAUGUAAAAUGCCUGGCUCUAGCAAAGACUAAAAAUGUUCAGACAUAUCCCCAUGUAUGUGUGCAUGAUUUUUUUUUUUAAGUUUAAAAAAUGUAACUGAAUUUCUACUUGGGUUGAUUUAAUUAAUAAAAGCAACCCAUGUGUGCAUCCAGCGGUAACUUGACCCUUCCUAAUCAUUUUCCUUUUGCCAAAUACCAGACAAGCAGUAAAUGCUUAACCUUACCUACUUUUGGAGUUUUAUUGUCCUAUGUAAGACUAAAUCUUCUCAGCCAUGCAGAUCACUUGGUAAUUUUAUUUCAGUCAUGUGAUCAACAUUUUUCUGUAAUUUGAAUUGUAACUACUGAGAAAAAGUACUUUCUGCAAUCCAGAGUCAAUAAAAUAACUAGCCCGAUUGUCAUGGCAAAACCUUCACGUGAAUUAUGCCAUUGGAGAAGAAGCAAAAAUGA